This is a messenger RNA of Oldenlandia corymbosa var. corymbosa, 753 nucleotides long. The record is from the annotation of a GenBank genome assembly. NCBI's taxonomy places the organism in Eukaryota, Viridiplantae, Streptophyta, Magnoliopsida, Gentianales, Rubiaceae.
AUGCCUUCAGAGGACUCAAAACCAAUGCCUAAGAUGCAAGAGGUUGAAGACGACGACGACGACGGAAAGCCAUUGGGUUUGUUGAAGAAGAAAAAGCCCAACAACACCAAUGGCACCCCGAAGGCAGCAACAGUUGCCAAAACCAAGAAAUUAAAGAAAGAAGAAGCCGACGAAGAUUUUGAAGAAAAAUCCUCUUCCAAGAAAAGCUCAAUUAAGCCCGCUGAUAAGAAGAAAAUAGUUAAAGAGGAGGAAGAGAGGAAGAAAACCAAGAAGGGAGGUAAAGAAUCUGAAGCCCCUAAGAAGAGGGAAAAGAAAGUCUAUGACUUGCCUGGCCAGAAGAGAGACCCUCCUGAGGAGAGGGACCCUUUGAGGAUCUUUUACAAGUCAUUGUAUGAACAAGUGCCAAAUAGUGAAAUGGCUGCAAUUUGGAUGAUGGAAUCUGGUUUACUUACCAAAGACAUUGCCAAGAAAGUUUUUGAGAAGAAACAGAAGAAAGCCCAGCAGCAAAGACUUAACUCACCUAUGAAAACUUCUGUUACUGUUAAGAGAAAGGCCGAAUCUGUUACCACUGUCAAGAAAAAAACAUCUUCCUCCCCAGUUUCAACCCAGAAGAAGAAAACACCAGAUUCAAAGGCUUCGUCAUCAAAGCCGGUUAAGAAAUGCAAGAAGGGUGAUUCAUCUUCAGAAGAUGAAUUGGAAGACGAUGAUGAUGACUUCGAAGUUAUAAGACCAAAGAAACAGAGAACUGGUUGA